Molecule: messenger RNA, 2346 nt
Organism: Bombina bombina (fire-bellied toad)
Lineage: Eukaryota; Metazoa; Chordata; Amphibia; Anura; Bombinatoridae
Gene: ITGBL1
Product: integrin subunit beta like 1
Exons: 11
Coding region: 258-1718 (486 amino acids)
Biological process (GO): cell-matrix adhesion; integrin-mediated signaling pathway; cell migration
Cellular component (GO): focal adhesion; cell surface; integrin complex
Molecular function (GO): integrin binding
Source: RefSeq, a predicted model, not a curated record
AAACAUCUGGACGUACAACUGUUUCUAAUUACUUGACUGACUAGACUGUAAACUUAAGGAUUUGGCACAAGGACUUCAAAAGUGCUGCCCAAAUCCUUCCAGGCAACUAAUCAAAGGCACUUUGCAGGAGGAUAGUUUCUUGAGCCGGUUUUGGCCAGCUUUGAACACUGCAGCCCCAGUGUGAGACACAUUUUCAGAAAGAAGUACUGUAGGACAGUUUGUAGUCGGUGGCUAAACUUCUCGAACUGGAUAGAAAUAUGCACUCUGGAAUUUUUGUCAACUUUGUGUGGGCUUCUUCCCUCUUCAGUAUCCUCGCAGCUGUUCCACAAAGCCCCUCUUUAAGCACGAAGGGUUCAUCGACAUGCAAACUGAAUCCUGCUGCAUCAGAAAAACGUUGUAGGACACCAGACGGUUUAAUAUGCAGUGGCAGGGGCAAAUGUGAUUGUGGGAUCUGUUUGUGUGAAGUAAAAGAACCUGGAAAGUACUACGGACCAUUAUGCGAGUGCCAUGACUGGGUAUGCCACACCUAUGAUGGACAAGUGUGUGCAGGACACGGGAGUUGCGACUGUGGAAAAUGUAAAUGUGAUGCAGGCUGGUUCGGGGAAUCUUGUCAAUUUCCAAGUUCGUGUGACCUGACCCGGAAGCAAAGCAAUGAAAUGUGCAAGAAUUCACAAGGCGUCAUUUGCUCUAAUGCAGGUACCUGCCACUGUGGAAGAUGCAAAUGUGAAGAUUCAGAAAGUACAGGACUGAUUUAUGGAAAAUAUUGUGAAUGUGAUGAUAGAGAAUGCAUCGAUGAUGAAACUGAAGAAAUAUGUGGAGGCCAUGGAAAGUGUUACUGUGGAAACUGUUACUGUGAGGCUGGUUGGCAUGGAGAUAAAUGUGAAUUCCAGUGUGACAUUACCCCCUGGGAGAUCAAGAAAAGAUGCACAUCUCCAGAUGGCAAAAUCUGCAGCAACAGAGGAACAUGUGUGUGCGGUGAGUGCACAUGUCAUGAUGUAGACCCAACGGGCGACUGGGGAGAUAUUCACGGUGACACCUGUGAAUGCGAUGAAAGGAACUGCAAAGCGGUAUAUGACAGAUAUUCUGAUGACUUCUGUUCUGGUCAUGGCCAAUGCAACUGUGGUAGGUGUGAUUGUAAAGAAGGUUGGACAGGAAGAAAAUGUGAGCACCCUCGUUCUUGUCCAUUAUCAAUAGAAGAAAGCAAGAAAAAAUGUCAGGGAAGUUCCAGUCAGCCUUGCUCUGGACGGGGGAAAUGUGAAUGUGGCCAGUGCACUUGUUUUCCUCCAGGGGAUAACAGAGUUUAUGGAAAAAACUGUGAAUGUGAUGAUCGUCAGUGUGAAGACCUGGAAGGCAAAAUAUGUGGAGAACAUGGCACCUGUUCUUGUGGUCGAUGCAUUUGUGAGGCUGGAUGGUUUGGGAAACUAUGUCAGCAUGCAAGAAAAUGCAACAUGACAGAAGAGGAAAGCAAGAGCCAGUGUGAAUCAGCUGAUGGCAUAUUGUGUUCUGGGAAAGGUUCCUGUCAUUGUGGAAAAUGCAUCUGUUCCCCUCAAGAAUGGUAUAUUUCUGGAGACUUCUGUGAAUGCGAUGACAGAGAAUGUGACAAAUAUGAUGGCCUUAUUUGCACAGGCAAUGGGAUAUGUAGCUGUGGAAACUGUGAAUGCUGGGAAGGCUGGAAUGGAAAUGCAUGUGAAAUAUGGCUGGGAAGUGAAUAUCCUUAACAAGAGGAAAAAGAGAAAAAAUACUACAGCUCAAGAUUUCUUCUUUGUUGCUUUUGGCUACUGGAGAACGUAAAUAAAAGCAGAAUAUAAUCACCACCACUAGGGCAACUUAAACAGACAAUCCUAUGUCUGGAUGUGUUACUAUUAUUAUUUUCUUGAAUUAACUAAAUUCUGACAAACCAUGAAAUGUUUGCAUCUGCGAAGUCUGCAGUGGGAAUUGUAGAAGAAAAGACUUUUCUUGCAUAAUUUACAUGGUUGUCAGGUUGUCGUAUCAUCAGCCCCUGUUAAAAAACUGCAAAAAUACACAUUUUGGUAUAAAUUUAAAGCAAUAAGGCUUCACAGAAGAGUAUAGACGGGGGUUGUUUUAUUUCAAAUUCAGACAUCUGUUAUAGAUAAAUAAAGGUAUGGGUCUGGAACCCAAGAAUGAUGACCAAUCCCCCAUACUAUUGGGUGUAAUUAUAUUAAUUGGUCAUUUCUGUGGAUGCAUUAUUAUGUUAUUUUGUAGAAUAACUGUCUUACUACACUAAUCUUAAUGCAUAGAAUACAUUUUACAGUCUAUAACAAUAAAUAAAUGUAUAGAAGGUAUUAUUUGCUAUUUUAAUAAAUAUCAUACAAAGUUUGUCUUUCA